Messenger RNA from Ceraceosorus bombacis, 423 nucleotides. The record is from the annotation of a GenBank genome assembly. NCBI's taxonomy places the organism in Eukaryota, Fungi, Basidiomycota, Exobasidiomycetes, Ceraceosorales, Ceraceosoraceae.
AUGGCAGUCAGCCAGGAGAAGAGAAUUUUGCAGCGAGACAAGGAGCUGAAAGGGGUGAAGGAUGCCAAGAAAGAGGCAGAUCAGGCUCUCUCAAAGUUGCAGGAUGAGCGGGCAAGAGAGGCAGAGGCUUUGACUUGAGCCUGCAAGCAGAUUGACCUCAAGGCAGAAGAGGUGUCCCCUUUGAAUGCGGACAAGGAGCAUCUGCAGCGGGAGCUGUCUGCCAGCAAGGCCAGAGAAGAGCAGCUUGUGGCGGAUAAACAAGCCCAAGAGAGCCAUGUUGAACAGGUGCAUACCAAUGUGGAAGCGCUGCAAAAGGAGGUGAGCACAUUGCAGGGGGAAAAGGCAGAGGCGCAGCGCAAUCAAGAGGCUGCUGCAAGUCAAGUGCAGGACAAGGACCAGGAGAUUGCCAGGCCUCAGGAGUGA